Messenger RNA from Erinaceus europaeus (western European hedgehog), 1030 nucleotides. It is a transcript of the gene APOD, whose product is annotated as apolipoprotein D. Bases 215 to 787 code for a protein of 190 amino acids. Lineage: Eukaryota; Metazoa; Chordata; Mammalia; Eulipotyphla; Erinaceidae. Gene Ontology annotation, biological process: tissue regeneration; lipid transport; brain development. The transcript has 5 exons. The record is from RefSeq and is a predicted model, not a curated record. Gene Ontology annotation, molecular function: cholesterol binding.
AGCUAAGCUUUUAGACCAGCUUUCCUGGACUGUAGGGGGUGUGGCAUGCAUUAAAAUUAAACAUCAAUGACCUGGUGAAGCUUAUAAAAUAGCGUGGGAGAAGCUAGUCACCACGGCAAACAUUUCAGAUUGGAUGGUUUUUGCAUAUGAAAAUUGCCUUCAUACUGAUAGAAAGAAAAAGUUCCAGGUUCACCCAUAACCAUCCAGCUCCAAGAUGGUGACGGCUCUACUACUGCUGCUUUCGGCGCUGGCUGGCCUCGCUCAGGUGGCAGAGGGACAAGCCUUUCAUUUAGGGAAGUGCCCGACUCCUCCAGUGCAGGAAAAUUUUGAUGUGAAUAAGUAUCUUGGAAGAUGGUACGAAAUCGAGAAGAUUCCAGUGAGCUUUGAGAAGGGAACCUGCAAUCAAGCCAGCUACUCACUGAUGGAAAACGGAAACAUCAAAGUGAUAAACAAGGAGAUGAUAUCUGAUGGAUCCAUGGACCAGGUUGAAGGUGAAGCCACCCAAGGCAACCUCACAGAGCCUGCCAAACUGGAAGUGAAGUUUUCCUCGAUGAUGCCACCAGCUCCGUACUGGGUCCUGGCCACCGACUAUGUGAACUACGCCCUUGUGUAUUCCUGCACCAACAUCCUAUGGCUAUUCCACCUGGAUUAUGUUUGGAUCUUGGGAAGAAAUCCUUACCUCCAAUCAGAAACAGUUAUGUACCUUAAAGCUAUCCUGGCCUCGAAUAAUAUUGACACGGAGAAAAUGACUAUCUCAGACCAUAUGGACUGCCCUGAGUUCCUGUAACUGGGCUGUACAGGGAGAAUGCAUCCACUCCACGGCACUUCUUUCACUUUGCUUCCCCCGACCCUUGCCCACCCCCUCCCCUCAUAGAGACUGUCCAACCAGCCAUGGUAACUAUUGCAACAAAGAAGAUGGAAAUGUGACGACAGAAGCCAGAAGAAAGGAACUCAAGGAAAAUUGUCCCAAACACUUAGCCAUGCACCAUGUCACCUUCCAGGCCCAAUAAUAAAUGUGCUAUUAAUCUGC